This is a messenger RNA of Archocentrus centrarchus (flier cichlid), 6654 nucleotides long. RefSeq names its product mucin-17-like. Gene Ontology annotation, biological process: regulation of transcription by RNA polymerase II. The transcript is spliced from 5 exons. The record is from RefSeq and is a predicted model, not a curated record. Gene Ontology annotation, molecular function: RNA polymerase II cis-regulatory region sequence-specific DNA binding; DNA-binding transcription factor activity, RNA polymerase II-specific. Bases 345 to 5342 code for a protein of 1665 amino acids. Lineage: Eukaryota; Metazoa; Chordata; Actinopteri; Cichliformes; Cichlidae.
GCGUAAUCUCAGCUGCAAGGGGAGAGGUUGAGGUUUCCUGGUGUUGUGUGCGAAUAUACAACACCGACAGUAAAUCAGCACUGCCAGAGCCACCAAUUUAUUUCUUCCUUACUGACUUAACUUAUGCAAAAGCAAACUUUGGGGGCUGAAGUGAAACACCGGAUGCUUACGCAAGUCAGUCAGCCAGUGUGCGUCACACAAAGCGGAGACCGCGUCCGUCCAUGCAAAGAAGCCAUGUUGGUGGAGCUCCUAACACCGCGUUUUUAAAAGGAACGCUAGAGUAAAGACACUUUGCAAGGUGGACUUUGUAUUGAAACCCAAGAGGAGCACGAAAGCAGAGCAAGAUGUCUUCGAGUGAUUUUCAGACCCAGUAUUCGUCUUUCAUGGAGAACAUGCUGAAAAGCGCUGUUGCAGAAACCACGAAACUUUACGAAACUAUGGUUGACGAGUUGAAGGAAGAAAUAGCCAGAAUUAAGAAGGAGAACGAGGACCUCAGAACAAAAUGCAGCCAGUUUGAAAACGCGAAAAACCUGGCGGCCGUUCGCUACAGAGAAAACGAGCCUCUUCCUGAGCAAAGUGACGACUCCGAGAAAUGCGACACAGCAGUGCAGUGUGACAUUGUUUCUUUCCGCACAAUGUUGGUCGAGCAGUGUCAGCCACUGGGGCAUUCAUCAUUAAAAAACCAACAACUGUUAUUUGCUGGUGAGAGCUUUGGAUAUGGUUUGCAGGAGCAAGGAGGAACUUCUCAGAUGGCAUUAAUACUUGUCAAACAAGAGGAAUCUGAAAAUGAUAUUUCUCUGCCGUCUGCGGUGAAACAAGAGGAAGUUGAGUCUGCAAUAGGCUCUGAACAAGUCUUUAAUGAUUCAAGUUCUUUACACAUCUCUUUAAAUGGAACGGAAAAUAAAGGGACCCUUAUUAACCAGGAUGGUUCAACAGUAGAAACAACAUCGGCUCAAAAAGAUGGAGAGAUCCUGGAACUACCCUGUCUGGGAGUACAUGGCACCUCAGAGGGAGCUCAGAGCCACACCUCUGAUCCAAUAGUUAUUUCACUCGCUGUACUGAAGGAUGAUAUCAAAGAAGAGUCUGAAGUUCAUCAGGAGAUAUCAGAAGGAGUAAUACAAGUUCCUCAGCAGUGUCAAACAGAUGGUGAAACAGUAGCUAAUGAACAAACUGUUGUUACUGUACAACCCUGUGCAGAGGAACAGUUAGCAGAGUCCAUGCUAAUCAACAAAGAAGUUGCUUGUGAAGAAUUAAAAAAUAGCUUGGCAGAAGAUGAAGCUACUUCUGGAACAAACUUGUCAGUACGCUGUAGAAGAGUACAGCCAGCAGAGAAAGUGAAACAAAAAGAAAUACUUAAAACAUCAAGAGUUGAUGACUCAAAAGACCAGGAAGGGUUAAACGCCCCUUCAGUAAGAGAAGAGGGGGUUAAUGCAUUAUCUGCAGUUGAUACGGUCAAGAUUUCUUCUACAGUUCCACGAUCAUCUUCAGUUCAGCCUGAUGAAACUUCAUCUAUUGUCUCUUCAUCUGUACAGGAGAUGGCAAAAAUUGCUUUGCAAGACAAGAACAAUGGAAAGGGUGGUUCUCUGCCUCCUUCCGUUGUGUCUUUGAGUGGUGGCAGUUCUUCUGAAAAGCCUAAAAACCCUGAAACUCAACAGCUUCCCACAAGUGUAGAAAAAGAGGCAAUUCAGGCUCCAUCCAUUGAAGUUUCAUCUGCAAGCAAAUCAUUGAAAACUCCUGCACGGGAAUCAACACAAGUGACACCAGGUCAGCACAAACAACGCCGCACUUCUGUAACGCUUCAGGAUGCAAUGCUGCUAGUUGAAGCAAUGAAUCAAUCGACACUGGAAAGUACUUUUCCAGGUUUCCAUAAAAUGUCACCACCUCAGACACACUGUGCUCCAUGUGCAGAUGCCUUACAAACAGAGGACGCAAUCACAGCUGAGCCACAGACACUUCCUGUCAAGUCUCAGUUCACUGUAGAGACCAGUGAAGCCCCCUUAGCAUUUGUUACACCAAAACAACAGCAUGUUUCUUCAAAUGCUGUAGCUCAAACUCUCUAUCCAUUAACACCCAGAAAACUGAGUAUAAACAAAGCUAAAAUAAUUGUUGUGCCAAGAGUAGGAUCAUCUCAUAAUAAAACGUCAUUGUCUACAGAAAAGGGUUCUACUACAGAGUCAAUAGCUGCACACAACAGUCUUCUCACAACUUCAUCAGUUGCAGGGUUACCUCUGGAAACACCUUCCCUUUCCUGUAUUCCUCAAAAAACAAAUACAGCCUCCAUGAAAUCACUCCCUGAUUCACAAUUGAGCAAACCUUCAGCAAAUCAGCAGUCAGGUGAUCCACCACGCAAAAAAAUAACAAUUAUAGUUUCAAGACGAUUGGUGGUGGAGAGGCCAAGUAAACAUCAGUCAGAGACAACAGUUUUGACAGCAAUGCGAGAAGCAACAGUGCCUCAUGAUGUUCCUGUUACAGGGACAUCAGCACAGUCAGCUUCCACCUCACAGGAGUUAAGUGUUUUAUCUUCCAAUGACACAGCAUUGCAUCGAAAAAGUGAAAAUGCAACUGAGAAAUCUGAAUGUCCAAAACAAACUUCCUGUGUUUUGGAAAGCGCUCCUACAGACACCUGCACCAGUUCAGAACAGCCAGUCAAGAUAAUGCCAACAUCUGUCUUUCCAGCAGUACAACCAACUACUGAACAGAGGUGCCCUGCAGUGGUCAAAGUAACCGAAAUCCCAUUUUCAGAAUCCCCCAAGGAAUCAGGUACUAUGCAAGAUAAGUCUUCAAAACCAGCACUCCCAGAGAUGCCCGUUUCAUCUUCCAAUGUUAGUUUAAAUUUAACAGAAACACCUAUUGCUGUGUCUCUGAAUACACUUCAGAAGUCAGAAGAGUCAAAUAAUAAUCAAGAGAGGGCUCCUUUGACAUCUGAAACAUUCACUCUCAGAGAGGCACCCGUCAGUGUAAAUGUGCAGCCUUCUGCACCGGUCACAUCUGUUGAGCCCACCCCUAAUUUGGACAGCAGUGAAAUGCAGGAGAAUGCUAUCGUACAGCUUACCUCCAUGGCUGAAGAGGCAUCUGACCCUCACUUACAGAUGACUAAAACACAGUUCUUGGCACAGCUGGCAGUUUCACCAAUAGUUCAAGAACCAGCAAAAACGGCAAACUCUGGCUCAUUGGUCACCCGUCUGCGAAGACAUCUGAAAACUUACCUUGAAGCUAGAAGAGCUGAAACAAAACCGGAAGGAAAUUCAGAAAGUGAAAUUACCACUGUAAGCUCUAAGAAGCAUGGAGUAGAGAAUGGCAGUCUUAAUGAUCAAACCUCAACUGAGGAAACUAGUCCCGUUAACCCGAAAAAGACUGAUGAUCGCAAUGAUGACGACGAUCGCAAUGAUGACGAUCGCAAUGAUGACGACGAUCGCAAUGAUGACGACGAUCGCAAUGAUGACGACGAUCGCAAUGAUGAUCACGAUGAUGAUGAUGCUAUAUCUCUAAGAAUGAUUGCUAAUGCCCCCUCUUCCGUUAGUCCUGUAGCAUCUGGACUGUGUAAUGGUGGUGAUUUACAUGAGAUGACUGAAAAUGAACCAACUUCUGUCACUUCUAGGAGUUGUAAGACUACUAGUGAUUCUACCCUCACGUGUCCUAGGAGGGACCGUACACAUGGAGACGGUGUAGGUACAGAACACACAAAAUCCACAUCUGAGAGUCCUAAAGAGUGUAACUCACGAAAAGAAACUGCUAGCCCUGAAAAUAUUUCAGUGAGUCCUAGGAGGUCUUCAGGUAGACAUGGUCACUCCCCUGAAAGUAAGAAAUCCACAUCUAUGAGUCUGAGGAGGUCUGCUUCAGGCAGAGAUGGUGAUUGUCCUAAAAAUAAGAAAUCCAGGUCUAUGAGUCUGAGGAGGUCUGCUUCAGGUAGAGAUGGUGAUUGUCUUAAAAAUAAGAAAUCCAGGUCUAUGAGUCUGAGGAGGUCUGCUUCAGGUAGAAAUGGCGAUUGUCCUAGAAAUAAGAAAUCCAGAUCUAUGAGUCUGAGGAGAUCUGCUUCACGUGGAGGUGUGGACGCUAAUAAUAAGACAUCAGGUUCUUUGAGUUCUAGAAGUCCUAGUUCAACUAAAGAAACUGGUAGCCCAAAAAUGACUCAAAAUACUGCAAGCCCUAGAAAUGUAAAAUCCAGCGCUAUAAGCCCUGUACGGUCAGCGAGAGAAGCUGUUAGUCCAAGAACAUCUAGUUUAAGCCAGUCUGGCACCUGUAGGAGUUCAGAUUUCAACAAGGAUGACUCUGAGAAAAAACAGAUUAAAUGCGAAUCCAGUUCUUCCAGAAGAAGUGAAUUUAGUUCCCCAAGUGUUGAAUCCCCUGCAAUAGCUAAAAAUGGAAUCGAUCCUGAAGGGACUGAAAAAUCAACGCCUGCUAAGAAGCCCAGACUUAUUCAAGAUGUUAUUGGUCCUAAAAAGGUGUUUAAAGUUGUUAGUGCUAUGAAGUUGGCUAAAGCAUCUAAUGCUAAGAAAAUAGCUAAAAUGAGAAAGUCUAACAGGUCUAAAUUGCAGACAAGUAGGUUAUCAAAGAUCCAGACCAGCUGUGAGGUGAAAAAAUGUAAAGCUAAAGUAUGGAUGCCUCCUGUAAUGACAGAAAGUGAAAUGCCCCCAGCAGGGAAAAAGAAGUCAUCUCUGUCGCCUGAUCCUUCUUCCCAAAUCAAAUUUGUUAAAUCACCCAUUGUAUCACCUUUACAGCCUUUGGCAGUCAUUGGUAGGUUUCUGUUACGGAACCAGUGUGGGGAAUGUGGUCGAAUUCUGAGCAGCAGCGCUGCAUUGGAGAGCCAUGUCAGUCUUCAUACAGGAGACCGGCCCUUCUCAUGCACAUUCUGUGGGAAGCGUUUCCCUGACGAAAAGUGCUUUAAACGGCACAGCCGGGUGCACCGCAAUGGUCCAAUACAUAUCUGCCAGCAAUGCGGGAAGGGUUUUGUCUACCGCUUUGGCCUUACUAAACACAUCCAAAUGGUGCACAGCAAGAUAAAACCUUUUAUUUGCCAGUUCUGCAAAAAAGGAUUCUUCACAAAACAGGAUUUAGAAGCACAUAUUCGAAUCCACACGGGAGAGAAACCAUUCCAAUGCACCCUCUGUGAAAGAAGGUUCACAAGGAAAGUAGAACUAAAUGUGCAUUUGCGAUGGCAUAAUGGAGAGAAAAGACACUGGUGUUCAUACUGCGGGAAGGGAUUUUUAGAUUACAAUAACCUAAAAAGGCACACAUAUACUCAUACAGGGGAGAAACCACAUUCCUGUGAAGUCUGCCAAAAAAAAUUCACACAAAAAGCCCACCUGAAAAAGCAUCUUCAAAAUGUGCAUCACAUUCAGUGAGAGAUGGAUAUUUAAGAAACCACUCUGUUCACCUGGGAACAUUGGUGUGUUUUAUAAUAGUAAAUUAAGUUCUUGUAAUAUAUAUAUAAAUGCAUGCUGUGCUGAGUUUCCUUUUCUUUUAUGCAAUAUAUAUAUUCAACACAUGCAAAUGGAGAAUUGUAAUUGGCUUAUUUUGCCUUUCUGAGAGGAUUAUUUUAUGUUAUUUCAAAGGCUUAAAGCAAUGGUUUGUGAAAUCUCAUUUGUUUGCAGAGGGCUGUGUUGGAAAUCUUACUGUCAUGUUGAUACAUCUAACAUGAAGCUGUAUUUGAUAAGCCAUUAGAAUAAUGACUGAAAGCAACUUAUCUAAAGCUGACGGAUUAAAAUGCAGGCCACUUGGUAAAAUUGGAAUUAAAAUCCAUGUGAUAUAGACAGGGUAGACUAAUCUCUUUAAAAUUAAAAAUUUUACUUCAGAAACAUGAAACAUAAUGAUUAGUGACAUAGGUGUAUCGCCCUUGCAACACUUAAAAUACAUUUAUUUUUUCUUCCCAAAAUGUGAACCUUUGUUUUAAAAAGUUUUGUAUGGCACUGUGUGCGCUUUGCAAAGUAGAAUAUAGUGUAGAGAUGGAUGGUGAGUUAUGAGAAAAAUAAUUGCUUAAACUGGAUUUGGUUUGUAAGAAUAUGCAAGUACCUUUUUAUCAUACUUCUUGAUUCAACGGGUGAUGUCACAAGAUCUGUGAGAUCAUAACUCCAGUUUAAAAAGCACCUGCCUAUUGUUAAUAGAAGUAUUUGACUCCCUUUCCACUGUUUUCACAAUUUUAACUGUGGAAAGCACGUCUUGUGACCGUGUUGAAUUUUGGAAUAAACACCAAGAGAAAAAUGUUUUAAUUGAAAUUUGAAAGUAUCACAAAUGUAAUUUGUUGAUUCAAUUUACAUUUAUAUUGCAAAUGAUGUCAGUACAUGACAUUUCAUUGCUAUCUAAAUCGCAGUGGAGGCUUAUAAUAUUUCUUGCACAGUAACUAACCACCUCAUUCAAGGAGGUGAGUGAAUUUUCUUGUCUGACUAAAGAGGAAAUUGUUCUUAUACUUUUGUUCUGUUUAAGAUUGUGCUGUAAUGCAAAAAGAGGGCUUUGCUUUGUUGUAUUAUUUGUUGUUCUUCUCAGAAGCUAGCUUUCCAAAAAAUAUUUAAAAUGACUUUGACCCAUUCUUUUGUAGCCCUAAACCUCUUUGUACAUACUGUGAAUUUACACUGAUUUGAUUUUUACCGAAAUGUAUAUUUUGUUGGUCCUGGCAUUUGAGAAAAGGAAAAAAUUGUGAAUAAACAUUUUUGUAUUUAA